ACUCUAAGCAGACUCGAAUUUAUUUUUGUAUCGUCAACCUACGAUUGCAUAUCUACAUAGUUGCAACGCAACGCAAAUUCAUAAAGUUCUACAUUUUUCGCAGAAACUCGAGGUGAUAUUUCUCAAUAUAUAUUUAUAAUUUUAGACAGAAUGAUGCCUUUAUUUUCCCCUGCAGAUCUGUUGGUUUCAAUCUUGAGUUGGGUGCUAAAUGUUCCCACUCCAUCUAAGCUGGACAAAAAGAGAGAGGAGUUGAAAAAUAACUGGCAUACGGCUACUCCUACCUGGAACUACAAACCUGGUUCGUUGACUUCCAAAAGUUCCCACGCAAAAGGCCCCAUUACCACGACCCCCAUUACGACCGGAGUCGUAGAUAAAUACAUCAUCCUAGCCUCUGAAAAAUAUCUUAACCUCGCGACGCCAAAUUUUCUCGGAGUUUCGCAACAUCCUCGACUUAACUCGGCUGCUGAGAAAUGUGUGCAAAAAUUUGGCCCUGGAACGUCUGGCCCUCCCAUUUUUUACGGAAGUGCAGACGUCUACAAAGAAAUGGACCGCAAUAUCGCAAAAUUUUUGCAAGUAGAUGACUGUGUCACGUAUAAUAUUACAUUCACUGCGAUGCUAUCUGCGAUUCAAGUUUAUGCUGGACCAGGAGACGUUAUUUUUGUCGAUGAGCAAGUCAACAUCUCCAUCCGACUGGGUCUUGGCCUAAGUAAAAGUAGGAUAAUCUACUUUAAAGCUAACGAUGUUCAACAUCUCGCAAGACUGUUGGAACAGGAGGAGACCAACAACCAGGAAAGGAGAAGAUUUUGUGUGCUUGAAGGCAUCUACGCUCAAACAGGGACGCUUUGUCCCCUCGGAGAAAUUAACGAUCUGUGCAAACGACAUAAAGUCCGAAUCCUCUUGGAUGAAAGUGUCUCUUUCGGCGUGCUUGGUGCAACUGGGAGAGGAGCCACGGAACAUUUCGGGAUUAAAGCAACGGAUAUGGACGUUAUUUGUGGCACGUUUGAAGCAGGGUUUGCAUCUUAUGGGGGAUUUAUUGCCGGCUCGACAGUUGUCGCUAGUUUCCAGAGAUUUUACGGAAAUGGUCACAUAUUCUCAACGGCCUUACCCCCAAUGUUUACCAGUGUGGUGAACGAGGGUUUGAAAAUGCUACAAGAGGACAACUCCAAUUUAGUGAGGCUCCGAAAAAACUGUGAAUUAAUGCACAGGGAGUUGGAGAAAGUAAAUCAACUACGCAUUUGUAGUGAUCCAAUUUCUCCAGUGAAACAUUUGUCGGUUAAAAACCCAAGCAUUUCCAUGGAUGAGGCAUCUCUCAUUUUGGACAGGGCCAUUGAAUCGUUGAAAAUCAACCACAAAAUAGCAGUGGGUAAAGUCUCUCCGGGAGGAACGAAGGCAAAUUCCCACUUGUCACCAAGCAUCCGGAUUUGUGUAAAUUCUCUCUUGCAGAAGAAAGAUAUUGAUGAUUUCGUGUCAGCUUUACAAAACAUUUUUUAUGAUUAGAUUAUGCAAGUGAUUUACAACAUUAUCAGUUUUUAAAAACAUCACAUUUAAUACUGGUUAUGAAGAGUUUAAUAAAUUCCUAAAUAAAAUACUUAAAUUAUCAAA
Messenger RNA from Folsomia candida, 1602 nucleotides. Its product is annotated as serine palmitoyltransferase 1. Gene Ontology annotation, molecular function: pyridoxal phosphate binding; serine C-palmitoyltransferase activity. Gene Ontology annotation, cellular component: endoplasmic reticulum. The transcript is spliced from 10 exons. Gene Ontology annotation, biological process: ceramide biosynthetic process; sphingosine biosynthetic process. Lineage: Eukaryota; Metazoa; Arthropoda; Collembola; Entomobryomorpha; Isotomidae. Bases 151 to 1497 code for a protein of 448 amino acids. The record is from RefSeq and is a predicted model, not a curated record.